Messenger RNA from Sinocyclocheilus grahami, 2752 nucleotides. Its product is annotated as STE20-related kinase adapter protein alpha-like. The coding region runs from base 828 to 1964 and encodes 378 amino acids. Gene Ontology annotation, cellular component: serine/threonine protein kinase complex. Gene Ontology annotation, biological process: activation of protein kinase activity; protein phosphorylation; protein export from nucleus. The transcript has 10 exons. Gene Ontology annotation, molecular function: ATP binding; protein serine/threonine kinase activator activity; protein kinase activity. The record is from RefSeq and is a predicted model, not a curated record. Lineage: Eukaryota; Metazoa; Chordata; Actinopteri; Cypriniformes; Cyprinidae.
AGCCUGAUUUUAAAGAGCAGGUACAAGAGAUAUGCAGAGUGAAUCAGUGAGACUAAUUCUGCAUUACCCUUCAUUGAUGCAAUAUUAGGACAUCUCUCUUACGAAAUUGCCUCAUAAGAGUUGUCACAAAGAACAAACCAACACCAGGAGUAAUGGUGAUGUUGUCAUUGGUCACCUAAGCAUGUGGAGUUGCUCAUUGUGUUAAUGCAACACAUGGAGUCAUCCUGUCAAAGCCUGGGCUUGCUGCACUGUUCACUGAAGUAGUCCUGUCUACACUUCAAAGGGCACAAAAUGAUUUGUUUUAUGAAUUGCCAUAGACCUGCAUGAUCUCCACUGACAUAUGCUCUCAUCGUAUGUGUGAGGAAUUAAUAUUCUUAUCUGUAAGUUCCAUGGCAGAGCGAAUGGACGCUUUGAUGUGAGUAAAAAAAGAAAAGAAAAGUAUUUUAUGUUUAUGGGAUCAUGCAUAUCUAUAAUCAAAUGCAACACAGUGCAUUGUAGUUUAUUUGAUGCUUAUAACAUGCUUUUGCAAAUACGCAGAGUUUUGUGAAGCCAUUCCUGCUGCAGUUUUCAACUUCUCGGUCUCGUACUGAGUCUCAGAACAGUUGGACUGAAUCUUUAAUUAGCCAUAAUCUGCCGAUCCUCAGAACUUGAUCUGUAUUAUUCUCUGAAGAGCUUUGCAAUGGCUGGGAUUUAUCAGUGUAUGCGCAAUAAAAACCCUUCCCCUCUUUAAAACCAGUGUUUCCACAUUUGACUAAAGACACUGUUUUUUGACUCAGGCCCAUGAGGACAGUCAAGUGUCUCUGAGCCCUCUCCCACACAGAGACACCAUGGGAAGCUUCCUUCGAGACAACAGCGCCUAUGAGCUGCGAUCUGUCAUAGGUCGAGGUUUGGAGGACUUGAUGACAGUGAAUCUGGCCAGGUACAAACCCACAGGGGAGUAUGUGGCCAUCCGCCGCAUUGACCUGGAUUCCUGUACCAAUGACAUGGUCAAUUACUUACAGGGAGAGCUCCAUGUGUCUAAGCUGUUCCACCACCCCUGUAUCCUCCCACACAAGAGCGUCUUCAUCGCUGAGAAUGAGCUGUGGGUGAUCAUACCCUUCAUGGCCUACGGAUCCGCACAAGACUUGAUCAGUACACAUUUCACUGAUGGUUUGAGUGAGCAGUCAAUAGCCUACAUCCUGCUGGGUGUGCUGAGAGCGCUGGAGUACAUACAUCAGAUGGGCUACGUUCACCGUAGUGUGAAGGCAAGCCACAUCCUGAUUUCAGCAGAUGGACAGGUGUAUCUGUCCGGUCUCAGGAGUAUCUUCAGCUUGAUCCGUCACGGUCAGAGAGCACGAGUUGUACAUGAUUUUCCCCAGUACAGUGUUAAAGUACUACCUUGGCUCAGUCCAGAGGUUCUGCAGCAGAAUCUUCAGGGAUAUGACUUCCGCUCAGACAUUUACAGUUUGGGCAUCACUGCAUGUGAGCUAGCUAAUGGACACGUGCCCUUUACAGACAUGCCUGCUACACAGAUGUUGUUAGAGAAGUUGAACGGCACAGUCCCCUGCCUGCUGGACACCACCACCAUCCCCCCUGAAGAACUGAGCAUGAAACCGUCUCGCUCCGGGGCCGACUCUGGGAUCUGCGAGGGCCCCGGUGCCGGUGGAGCUCGCCACACUAACGGAGAGCCCUCAUCCUCCUCCCGAGGAAACCCAUACAGCAGAACAUUCAGUUCUCACUUUCAUGCCUUUGUGGAACUUUGUCUACAGAGAGAUCCCGAGAAAAGACCUUCUGCCAGCUCUCUGAUAGGCCAUUCCUUCUUCAAACAGAUAAAGCGCAGAUCAUCUGAGGCUCUUCCUGAGCUCCUGCGUCCAGUUUCUCCAAUCAGCAGCCUCGACUGCAUGCAGCCUCAGGAUUCUCCCACUGGAUUGGCCAGUCUGGAGUCCGAUCUCAGCCAGCUGGAUGUGGAUGACUGGGACUUUUGACAUUAAACGGAUGAGAAAUGAAGGGACGAUGGAUUGGACCGAAAGGGAGGAGAAUACUGUAGGACUCUUAAUGAGAAUUGAUUGUUUUUGUUGUUUCAAGGGAGAAAAGGGGAAGGGUGGUGCUAUGUGAAUGUGAUAUAGACAUUACAAAGAGCUUCAAAGAUGUUACAAGACACUCUGGGAUGUUGCCUUUUGUGAUGUGUAUAUCACUGAAACUAAAAGGACCGACUAUAAAAAGAGAAAUGAAAAACCAGCAGCCACCAUAGCCUUGCUAAUGCAUUCAGAAGCAUGAAGUGAAGCCUGAGGCACGCACUGCGCAAACACUUACUGACUGGCCAUGUGACAAUGGUGAUCACCUCAGGCUACUGAAGCCUGUUCUGUGUGUUUCACCUGAACUAAUGACACUCUAUGUCUACCAGCUUACAGCAAAACAGGUUCACAAUUGAAUUCCCAUGUCUCCUAGCAUAUUUGUCCAAUGAAGCAUAAAGAGCUGUCAGUAAAGUCAACCUAAACAUAGAACUGUUCAAUUUAUGGAUGGACUGUAGGGAUUCAAACUAUCAAGUUUCUUCUCCCAGCACAAAUGUUGAUGCCACCAGGAAUAUGCUAGAGGACAAGAUUUAGUUUUUGCCUGCUAUCUGGUGUAGUUAUUAGUUUUAUAUUAGUUGCAUUUCUGCUGAGAUUCAUUUCUGUUCUUGGCAUGCAUUACCGGGAAGAAGUACUUCAGUGGACCGUUUGUGUAUUUUCAGCAUACUUGCCUCUUGGUCAAAUGGAAUAAAUGUUGCAACUGC